AUGGCAUUGCCGAAAAGCAAUAUAAAAGAAAAAAGUCUCUCUCUCUCUCUCUCUCUCUCUCUCUCUCUCUCUCUCUCUCUCUCUCUCUGCACGCUGAUGCCGGCUAUCAUUGAUUUUUCCGGGCAUCCCGAAAACGAGGAAGAAAGAGGAGGAGGUGUUGAGACUGAAAGAAUCGAUGAUGAUACUGACGAAUACGACGAUGAUGAUGCUGAGUUUCGACGAAACCAACGCGGCAUCAGCAUCAGUCAACUAAAAAGGAAACAAUUUCUAAAAACUCUUUCUCUCUCUCUUCUAUCUAUCUAUCUAUCUAUCUAUCUAUCUAUCUAUCUCACGCACAUAUUUUUGGAUUUUUCCUCUAUCUACAUGCUGAUGCCGGCUAGUAUACAAAAGGAAACAGCGAUCGUGGGUACAGUUGCCAGACCCCCACAUUUAAACUCAAGCGACAAUACCUCAUAUAUUUUCUUCAUAAAUUGCUGCUUCUAUUAA
This is a messenger RNA of Acanthosepion pharaonis, 486 nucleotides long. The record is from the annotation of a GenBank genome assembly. Lineage: Eukaryota; Metazoa; Mollusca; Cephalopoda; Sepiida; Sepiidae.